Messenger RNA from Vigna unguiculata (cowpea), 345 nucleotides. Its product is annotated as auxin-responsive protein SAUR32 pseudogene. The record is from RefSeq and is a predicted model, not a curated record. Lineage: Eukaryota; Viridiplantae; Streptophyta; Magnoliopsida; Fabales; Fabaceae.
AUGAAGUUGAGCAUAAGCUUCAAACAAACCUAUGAGGUUGAGCAGCAGGAGGUAAAGGAAGUGGUGAUGGUGAGAAAAGAGAUACGAAAAGGGUGCAUGAAAAUAAAGGUGGGUGGUGAAGGCGAAGAGCAGCAGAAAAUAACGGUGCCGGUGAAUUACCUGAAGCACCCACUCUUUGUUCAGCUUUUGAAGGAGGCGGAGGAAGAGUACGGCUUUACACACAAGGGCACCAUAACUAUCCCUUGUCAACUCGCCCAGUUUAAGCACGUUCAGCACUUGAUCGAUGCCGAAACCUCCCUUCACCACCACCAUCAUCUUCACCUCGUUCCCUGUUUCCGAGCUUAA